Fusarium oxysporum Fo47 is the source of this 1411-nucleotide messenger RNA. RefSeq lists its product as uncharacterized. Lineage: Eukaryota; Fungi; Ascomycota; Sordariomycetes; Hypocreales; Nectriaceae. The record is from RefSeq and is a predicted model, not a curated record. The transcript has a single exon. Bases 5 to 1321 code for a protein of 438 amino acids.
CGAAAUGGCAAAUCUUAAAUCCCUCAUCUUUCUGGCUGCUGUUUCGGCUGUACGCGCUAUUAUCAGCCCUGGUAGUCUCGUCACUAUCUCUACAGCUGUUGAUGCCACCAGUGGAGCUGCCUGGUGGGACCCUCUGGAUGAGUACGGCGGCUAUGACUGGCUUGCUUAUCUGAGAAACCCUCCUGGUGGUGCUAUUGCUGAUAAUAAUGUCAUGGUCGCACGACGCUCUAUCUCAGAUGGCAGUGUCUCUCGCGACUGCGUCAGAGAUUCAGACGGGGAGUGUGCUGUCUUUGCGGAUGAUCUGGGACAUAACACUCCCAGUAUCAGUGUUGACGGCGAUGGAUAUGUCCAUGUCUUUACAAGCAUGCACAACGAGCCGUGGAAGUACUUCCGCUCGUCUCAGCCAUACAGCAGCACUCUCGUCAACGCCAGCUCUGAUAUGCCCGAUCAGACUGUCCUCAUUACAUACCCUGUUAUCAAGCGUGAUGUCGACGGAAACCUGUGGCUGAUCGUCCGAGGGCAAGCAUCUGGUGAUGGCUCCGCAAGGGGUGGCUACUUCUAUAAGUACACGACGGACAACAAGAAGUGGACCCGCGUGAGCCUCUGGGCGUACAACAAGGGCUACUCUGUAUACCCCGAUGAUAUCGCGUUCUCGUCUGAUGGAGAUGUUCAUGUUCAGUGGGAAUGGAGCAAGUAUCCCGCGUCUGCUGUGCGCCACCAGGGAAGCUAUGUCCGCUAUCGCCCAUCUACCAACUCCUUCACCUCCGCCUCUGGAUCUACCGUUUCGACACCCAUCACCCAAAACACCGCCGAUAUCGUGUAUCAGCCUCUGACUUCAGGGGAGACAUACAGCGGCGACAUCAACGCUUCACCCGGACCAGCUUUCCAGAGUGCCAAGAUGGCUCUAUACGAACGCCCCGCUGGCACCGUUCACAUCCAGAGCGCCUACCGCUUCAAGACUUCUACUAGCGGAACAUGGCAAGUUCGUCGUGCUACAGCAACAUAUGGUACUUCUAACCCUUGGACGCGUGAGAUCCUGUAUAGCGAUAGUGAGACCAGCGCUGGUAUUGGUAUCACUCAUGACGGAACAACUGCUCGCAUCUACUACAGUCGCUCUUCAGCCAGUGCCUUUGUGCUGGAGAAUGUCGGUGGGGCUGGCUGGACCAAUACUGCUAUUGAACCGGCUGUUGGCAAGAAGGUGCAGCGUCUUCAGGCUUUGAUGAGGAGUGAUGGAACGGAUGUUUUGUACUUGGGUGCCCCAACGAAUGUUAACUCGACCACCGGAAGCUUGUAUCUAUUGACUGUUGGCGGCAGGACUUAGUGGCACGAUGCCUGUCUAGCAUGAGACGCUUGGAUGUGAUUUAGUGGAGUGGCCAUAGCUGGGGCUUCAUCUCGUCCCAUAUUAGUCAAU